AUGUCGAUGUGGUUUUUUUUUCUUCAUCUCAUUUUUAUCUUCGUGCUAUCAUUAAUCUUGGUGUGUUCUAUUCCAGAUGAGUACAUCAAGUGUUCAUCAUUAAACAACACAAAUUGCACCCUCACGAACGCCUAUGGCAUUUUCCCGGAUCGAUCAGUCUGCAAAGCCAGAGGUGUAACCUACCCUACUACAGAGGAAGAGCUCAUUUCAACAGUGGCGUAUGGAACAAGGUACGAAAUCCCAAUGAAGGUGGCAACUCGUUAUGCUCACAGCAUUCCCAAGCUGGCUUGUCCGCGCGGCGAAGAAGGGUUGAUCAUCAGCACCAAGAACCUCAACCACGUGGUGGAGAUCAACGUCGAAGAGCUGACAAUGACGGUGGAGAGUGGCGCGACACUUCGGCAGCUGAUCAGUGAGGCCGCUAAGGUUGGCUUGGCCUUGCCUUACACACCGUAUUGGUGGGGGUUGAGCCUUGGAGGGUUGUUAACGACUGGUGCACACGGUAGUACAUUAUGGGGGAAGGGAAGCGCGGUUCAUGACCAUGUAGUAGGACUUCGGAUUGUGAGUCCCGGUGGACCUGAAGACGGUUAUGUCAAGGUCAGGAUUCUCAGUCAUGGUGAUGAAGAUCUCAAUGCAGCUACAGUUUCGCUUGGAGUUCUUGGAGUAAUUUCACAGGUGACUUUGAGUCUACAACCCAUGUUUAAGAGAUCCAUCACAUAUUUGAGCAAGGACGAUUCCGACUUGGGAGAUCAAGUGCUUGACUUUGGCAAGCAGCAUGAGUUUGCAGACAUAACUUGGCAUCCCAGCCAGCGCAGGGCAGUCUAUCGGAUAGAUGAUCGCGUCUCACCGAACACUUCGGGCGAUGGUUUAUACGAUUCCAUUGGUUUCCGACCCACCUCAUCACUUGCACUAGCAGUCAUCAGGACCACAGAGGAGAAUCAAGAAUCCAUGAAUGACGCUUUUGGGAAAUGCUCUAGUGCAAAGUUGUUCACUUCUGGAUUACUAGCCACUGCUUAUGGUUUAACAAAUGAUGGUGUGCUCUUCACUGGCUACCCCGUUAUUGGAUAUCAGAACCGGAUCCAAUCAUCAGGGGCUUGUCUUGAUGCUCCUGACGAUGCAAAAAUCACAGCAUGUGGAUGGGACUCGAGGAUCAAGGGUGAAUUUUAUCAUCAAACAGCAUUCACCAUUAGCUUCUCCGUGGUCAAAAACUUCAUUCAAGAUGUGCAAAAGCUAGUUGAGAUUGCACCUGAAUCCCUAUGUGGAACGGAAAUGUAUAAUGGAUUUCUACUGCGCUACGUUACUGCCUCAACUGCUUACCUUGGCAAGCAAGACGAUGGCGUAGAUUUUGACAUCACGUAUUAUCGAAGCCGAGAUCCCAUGAUUCCUAGGCUGUAUGAAGGAAUACUUGAAGAAAUAGAGCAAAUGGCUGUGUUCAAGUAUGAAGCAUUACCCCAUUGGGGAAAAAAUAGGAACGUAGCGUUUGAUGGGGUGAUCAAGAAGUACAAGAAAGGUGAAGAGUUCUUGAAGGUUAAAGAUGUGUAUGACCCGAUGGGGCUGUUCUCUAAUGAAUGGACUGAUCAGGUCCUCGGACUCAAGGGUGAGGUGACUAUAGAAAAAGAGGGGUGUGGGCUAGAAGGGCUGUGCAUUUGCUCAGAGGACAUUCAUUGUGCCCCAAGCAAUGGCUAUUUCUGCAGACCUGGCAAAGUGUUUCGGGAUGCAAGGGUUUGUACACCUUGA
This is a messenger RNA of Argentina anserina (silverweed cinquefoil), 1734 nucleotides long. Its product is annotated as probable L-gulonolactone oxidase 6. Gene Ontology annotation, cellular component: membrane. Gene Ontology annotation, molecular function: FAD binding; D-arabinono-1,4-lactone oxidase activity. NCBI's taxonomy places the organism in Eukaryota, Viridiplantae, Streptophyta, Magnoliopsida, Rosales, Rosaceae. The record is from RefSeq and is a predicted model, not a curated record. The transcript has 4 exons. Bases 1 to 1734 code for a protein of 577 amino acids.